CUCACUUGACAAAAUAAUCCAUACCAAGAAAAUCAUAAAAGAUACUGUGACUUUAUCAUACUGAUUUGCAAUCGAAAUUUAUUUUCUCUUCUAUACUGUUUGCGCACCGAAUUGACUUAAUCAGUUGCGAGUUGGAAGUUUCGGUUUCGUGGUGUUUGAGGUCCCUUUUCGAAUGGCAGGUUGCCCUGCACAAGUGCUGCAGAUUGAGCCGAAGAGUGAACUGGUAUUUGAAGGUCCUUUCGUCAAUGUAGUAACUUCUUAUAUGAAAUUGACAAAUCCUUUGAACCGAGCCGUUGGGUUUAAGAUCAAGACGACAGUGCCCAAAUGUUAUUGUGUAAAACCAAGCAACGGAUAUAUAGAACCUCAUCAAACUGUAGAAGUUGCAGUAAUGCUCCAGCCGUUCAGUUACAAUGCCGCAGAAAAAUUUAAUCAUAAGUUCAUGAUUCAGUCUCUCAUUGCUCCUGAUGAUCCUCGCCCUGUCAUAGAGGAAUUGUGGAAGGAUGUACCUCCUAGCAAGCUCAUGGACUCACGGCUCUUUUGUCUUUUGCGUUUGCCUGAUGAGCUUCAUGUUGAACCUAGCCGGGAUUUAGUCUUCGAAGGUUAUUUUCUUUGUUUUUAUGUAUUAACUCAACUAGGUCCUUUUGUGAGACCUGUUACAUCUAUUGUGAAACUGACAAACCCUUCUUCACAGUCCAUUUGCUUUAAGAUUAGCGCAUCGUCCCCAGAUCACUUUUCUGCCACCCCCAGUACAGGUGUUUUGUAUCCCCAUGAAAAUUUGGAGAUCUCAGUUGUGUUUCAUGCCGAUGAUUUCGACUUUACAGCAAAAAAUCGUGAGAGAAUGUUAAUUCAAUCUACCGUUGCUGCGGAAGAAGCAGAUCCAAAGAAAGAUCAAACAGUGGGUUUAUUUAAAAAAAUUAAAACAAUAGGCUUUGAUUAAAGAAGGAAAGGUGACGGAUUAUUACCUAAAAUGUGUGUUCAAAAACACAGGCAUUGUAAGUUAGUUUCUGUUCUAUUUUAAAUGUUUAGGUGGAAAGGAUAGAAGUUAGCAAACAGCAAAUUGCAUCAUCUGUAAGUGAAAAGCUUACUAACGCACAUUUUUAGAAACCUGUACAUGAUACUGGUGUGACCCAGACGGAUGUUGAAAGGUUAAUGGCUGAAAUAUCUGCUCUUCGCCAGGAAAAUGCUUCACUGAAGGAAUCGGAUCUCCAUUUACGACGUACAGCAGCUAUCUCAGAUACAUGUCGAAUGCCUAUUGAAUCUGGUGCUGGAUCAAUGCCUACCAGUGGUAGCCGUCAUCAUAAUCAAGCCAGAGCUGAUACUUUUAGUAACAUCCCACCGAUUUUAUAUUUAAUCACAGCUUUAAUCAUUGGUCUCUUCGUGGGUCGCUUUGUUCUGUAAACUUACUACUAUAGUUAUGCUGAAUCGUUGAUAAUAGUAAUAAUUCUUAUCAUUAUCAUUGCGUGAAAUUUCUUCAAAAUCCGUUCAUAUGCUUUCUCAGACAUCUCUUUUCUCAGUUUGUAUGUGCGUUUGUGUUUAUCUUUGCUAUUAUACAUUUCUGUAUUGACAAAAGAUUAACACUAUUUGUUUUAGUUAGUUGUUCAAUAUUUAAUUUGCUGCUCUCUUCAUGGUAAAAAUAUUCCAACAAACUUCCAUAAAAGUUUUCAAGGGAAUUCUAAUACUCAUCGGGAAAUGUGUAAACUUAAAAAUGGUGGAUACUUGUUUUGAUUUGCUUUGAGGUCAUUACAUUUAUCUUGUUGUUUUCUUCUAUGGUUAAAUAGAAAACCCAAUAAUAUAUUAUGUAUUAAAAGUGAUAAACAGAAAGGUUAAUUAAUCAUGUCAUUAAAGGGUAUGCUUAUAUGUUUAUUGUGAUGUGUAGUGUAUUUGUAUGUAUCUUGACUCACUAUUCCAACUAAUUAGUUAUUAAAUCUGAGGUGUAAUAUUCUACAAAUGCCCGAUCUCUUCAAGUGAAUCACUUUUUGUGU
This is a messenger RNA of Schistosoma spindalis, 1982 nucleotides long. The record is from the annotation of a GenBank genome assembly. Lineage: Eukaryota; Metazoa; Platyhelminthes; Trematoda; Strigeidida; Schistosomatidae.